CACCAACAAGACACUCAGAAAAAAAACAAAGAAAUAUUCUAGCUAGUGAGAGAGAGAAAAAAAAAAUGGUGCAAGAAGAAAUAAGAAAAGGUCCAUGGACUGAACAAGAAGAUCUUCAGCUAGUAUUUUAUGUGAAGAUGUUUGGUGACCGUCGCUGGGAUUUUCUGGCGAAAGUUUCAGGUUUGAAAAGAAGUGGAAAGAGUUGCAGAUUGCGAUGGGUUAACUACUUGAAUCCUGGUCUUAAACGUGGCAGGAUGACCCCUCAAGAAGAACGCCUUGUUCUUCAACUCCACUCCAAAUAUGGAAAUAGAUGGUCAAAAAUCGCUGGGAAAUUACCUGGGCGAACUGAUAACGAAAUCAAGAAUUAUUGGAGAACUCACAUGAGAAAGCAGGCCCAAGAUCAGAAGAAGAAUAAGGCUCCUAUUUCUCCAUCUUCGUCUUCCUCCAAUUGUUCCUCUUCCUCUGCCAAUAGUCCUGGUGUGGACUCUAUACCCAUCAGUACUGAACAAAACGAAACGAACUUCUACAAUAACGAUGGACUGGAGCUGUUGGAACAAGUUGUUGGAGAAAAUAAAAUACAUGAUAAUCAUGAACAAGGGUAUCAGAACAUGAUGGUCUAUUCCAUGGAUGAAAUCUGGAAAGAUGUCGAAUCAUCACAAGAAAUUGAAACAAGGAACAAGUUACCAGUUAUGGCUUCACCCUUAUGGGAUUAUUGUCCUGAUUCACUGUGGAAUAUGACUGAUUAUUACUUUGAGAAUCAAGAUUUCACAUUUUUUACUGGCUAACUGGAGGAAAAAUAUUUGUUUCUUGUAGAGUUGGUGUAGGUUUGUGAGGAAAGUAAUAUUUAGUUAUCACUUGUAUAUAGUAACAGUAAGAGUCUAAAAGAUCCCAUGAUCAGAAGGCGCUGGGUUUUUAAAUAAUUGGUAGUGUUUGUAAGUCUUCUGUUAUCUGAGGCUUAGUUAUAUUAGUACUAGAGUAUAUAUGUGUCUUUAUGUGUGGCUACUCUGACAAUCUCUUAUAUAUGAAGAUCUAAAUUUCCUUUAA
Molecule: messenger RNA, 1044 nt
Organism: Lycium barbarum (goji berry)
Lineage: Eukaryota; Viridiplantae; Streptophyta; Magnoliopsida; Solanales; Solanaceae
Product: transcription factor MYB48-like
Exons: 3
Coding region: 66-785 (239 amino acids)
Biological process (GO): regulation of DNA-templated transcription
Cellular component (GO): nucleus
Molecular function (GO): sequence-specific DNA binding; DNA-binding transcription factor activity
Source: RefSeq, a predicted model, not a curated record